Messenger RNA from Ipomoea triloba (trilobed morning glory), 1821 nucleotides. Its product is annotated as phosphatidylinositol 4-phosphate 5-kinase 4-like. Gene Ontology annotation, biological process: phosphatidylinositol metabolic process. Lineage: Eukaryota; Viridiplantae; Streptophyta; Magnoliopsida; Solanales; Convolvulaceae. Gene Ontology annotation, molecular function: phosphatidylinositol kinase activity. The record is from RefSeq and is a predicted model, not a curated record.
UCAUCUUGGCACGAACCCUAUUCAUGAAAAGGAGAAGAAAAAGAUCUAGCUUCCUCGGGGCAUAGGUAGAAUGAUGAAGAAAUGAUGGAAAUGCAGGUAUUGAUGAAACGAAAUUACGAAACGAAACACAUCGAGAUAGCGCCCGUGCAUAAAUAAAGUCAACAAUCUGUGUUGGAGAGCGGCAGGGGACAUACACAUGGAGCAAUGGAGAUCGGAAAGCCGGGGAAGGGAAAAUGUAUUGGACAAAUGGGAAUGCAUACGAAGGACAUUGAAAUGGAGUGCCUAAAGAGAAUGGGACAUUUAGAUGGGAAGAUGGGAGUUACUAUGUAGGGAAUUGGAGCAGAGACCCUAUAGAACAAAAUGGGAACCAUUACCCUUCAGAAUUAUCUAUUGACUGGGAUCCUCGAGCUGACAAAGUAUUGAUCCUGCCUUCCCAGAAGAAGCUGGGUGUGUGGAGAUCUGCAAAACACGGCAUUAGGCCCAAAAGAAUGUCUGUGGACGUGAGAUUAGGUGCAGGUGUAGAUAGGGAUUUUACUCGUGGGGGUGGAGGAUCAUCCCAUGCCCUUAGUACAAGUUCUACCUUCCAUGAAGAAGGGUAUCCAAGAGGGAGCCCUAUUAGGAUCCCCAAUUCCAAGGAUGUAAAAAAGCAAGGAGAGGUUAUCUGCAAAGGCCAUAAGAAUUAUGAACUCAUGCUGAAUUUGCAGUUAGGCAUCAGACAUGCUGUUGGAAGGCCGGGUCCUUCUCCAUCACUAGAUCUGAAGCCAUCAGCAUUUGAUCCCAAGGAGAAGGUUUGGACAAGUUUUCCACCAGAGGGAUCAAAAAGCACUCCACCUCAUCAAUCCUGCAAAUUCAAAUGGAAGGACUAUUGCCCCAAAGUUUUCAGUGCAUUGAGGUUGCUGUUCAAUGUGGAUCCAGCAGAUUACAUGCUGUCCAUUUGUGGAAACGAGGCCCUCCGGGAGCUCUCCUCUCCCGGGAAGAGUGGAAGCUUCUUCUACCUCACAAAUGAUGAUCGUUACAUGAUUAAGACAAUGAAGAAGGCAGAGGUAAAGGUGCUUUUGAAGAUGCUGAAUGCCUAUUUCAAUCAUGUCCGCGCAUUUGGCAACACCCUUGUCACCAAGUACUUUGGCUUACACUGUGUGAAGCUAACAGGAAAAGCACAAAAAAAGGUGCGCUUCAUGAUCAUGGGGAAUCUCUUCUGUACUGGGCAUACAAUUCACAGACGGUUCGACUUGAAAGGAUCAACCUUUGGCCGCUUGACAGAUAAGCCGGAAUCAGACAUUGAUGCAACUACAACUCUCAAAGACCUUGAUCUUAACUACAUUUUUCGAUUGCACAAGGAAUGGUUUGAAGAGUUUCGAAAGCAAGUAGAUAGGGACUGCGAGUUGCUCGAGCACGAAAGAAUAAUGGACUACAGCCUUCUGGUUGGCAUUCAUUUCAAAGAAUUGGGUAAUUCUGGUGAAGGCUCAGAACCAGAAUCCUCUCAAGCAGAUAUGGAUCAGUUGCCCCAAGAUCCAACAUGCUCGGGCGAUAUGAAACUGGGAAUAAGCAUGCCUGCAAGAGUGGAAAGGACAGAAAGGAGAGAUGAUCCAGAACCACAGCUAGUAGGAGAGCCAACAGGGGAGUACUAUGAUGUUGUGUUGUUCUUUGGAAUCAUAGACAUACUUCAGCACUAUGACAUUACCAAGAAGCUUGAGCAUGCCUACAAGUCUUUCCAGCAUGAUUCAAAUUCAAUAUCAGCCGUCGAUCCAAAGGCAUACUCAAGGCGGUUUCGCGAUUACAUCUUCAAAGCCUUUGCAGAGGACAGCUAGAUGGAGCUGCCGA